AUGUUCCAACCACAAACAAGAAGAAAAGACUUUUCAUCCUUACUCUCCUCUCAUGUCCAUUCGUUUUGUUUGGAUGAUCAUUUUGAUCGUAUUCAACAACAACAACAACAACAAGACUUUUCAAACAUUUCGGAAAACUUUUUGGAAGGAAAAUUCAUGUUGGAGCUCGUGGUGAGUACAUGCUCGGAUCAUCAGACAAAUCAGAUGGUGGAUGAAGAUGGACAAUCAACCACGACAACCAUCAUGAUGAAUACGACGAAUUGUUGGAAUUACCUCUUGCACCCAUUUACCUUGUAUUUGAAAUAUUCGGAAUUUUCAAAUUAUUGUCCCGAGAUGGAUAUUGAUUCAUUGAAUAUAUGUAUUGAAUUUGGAAGAGAUUUUCAGCGGAAUGGAAAUGAGUGGACGAAUUAUUUGGAUUUACAAUUGGCUUGUUAUAUUCAUCCAAGUAGUGAUGACAAUUUGGAUCGAUUUUAUUUUGAUCCACAGAAAGAUAUUCCUGAAAAUUGUUUCGUGGAAUUGUCAGAUGUUGUCUCUCGAUACUGCAAGGAUGAAGAUGAUGAUCAGCUCAUCAUUGAACAAUAUAUUGCAGAACAACAACAACAACUAGAAUCAGGUCAGAAAUUAAGUAUUUAUUUGGCAUGCAAGUAUCGCAUCAAGUUAAACAAGAAUAUCAUUAAGGAAAAAGAUGUUCAAGUCAUCAUGGUCCACUCAUUCAAUACUCCACUUUUAGAUGCAACCUUAGGUGAAUAUGUGAAUAUUUUCAAUGACAAUAACUUUAUCGAACAAUUUGGACGAGUGGCAAUCACGUUACCGAAACGAGCUGACUUGUUCUAUGAUGUUUAUGGUAAAAAGGAAGAUUCAAAAACAUUUACCUUGUUAAAUACAAGUCCUGACUGGAGACAAGCAGAGUCUUUAAAAUCAGAUCAUUAUUGGAUUUUCAUUUCUCCACAAUUAGAACGAAAUCAUGGUUACAUAUUCAGAGUCAUUUACAUUCAAAAGGAAAAUACUUGGGUCCAAUAUCCAAUUUUGAAACAGGCACAACAACAACAACCACCACGCAUGGAAGAAAAAGUGAUGCGAGUGAAAAUUUCUGACAUUCAUGAAGAUCUUCAAAAUUCAUUCGCACUCGCUCAAUGUGGAUUGAGACUAGUAGAGUUCUACAACUUGAAUCCAAGUCUUUUCAAGUCUUUGAAAGUGAACAGCAAUCCAUUGUUUCAUUUGGACAUUUCUCUCACGUCCAUAGGUUCUUGUGAUGACACAUCUAACUCCAAUUACACAUUCCUUAUGGAAAGAAUUGCACGAGUCGAUCAACACGAUAUCACCAAAUGGAAAGAAAUACCUCCUCUCAUCGCUCUCGAAAACACCGAAGAAAUGAAAAUUCUAGAAAUUAAUCCCAAACUUGACUAUUUGGUGCGAUUCUAUUGUGCCUCUUAUUUCGACAGGCAUCGAGUGUUGAGAUCUCUUAAUAGUGCCACAAAGGUUAUUCCAUCUUCAUUGGUCAUGUGGAAAGAAUUGGCUGCAUGUGGUGAAAUAUCGAAAACCUACGACACGACCAUUCGUGUCACCACUCGCUCACCUGUAUUCUUUAUAUUUGUGACAGGAUUUUCCUCUCGAUUUCCCAACGUUCAAUACUAUCAUUACAAAGUAGAAGCCAAGAGAAAGGACUUGCCCUCCGAACAGUGGGUUUCCCUUAAUUGUGAGCCACUCGUAUCCAACGAUGGUCUAUUCAUUCGAAAUGUUCCACUCACCUAUGUCUGUAAAGUUUCACCUCGUAGCAAUGAGCUCAUGGCAUAUGGCAAAACGUACAUGAUUCGAAUUUCGUGUGUGAAUCCCAUUUCUGGUAAUCAAGUAAUUGUCAAGGAAUUUCCAAAAACAAUUCCAAAAUUUAACUACAUUCCACAUCAUGCUACUGAAAUAUUAGAAAGAAAUGGAGGAAUGUUGGCGUUUUAUAAUCCUGUGGUUUCCAUGUAUUUGUUCUUAAAUGGUGAAAUGCUUUGUUACAAACACAUGACCUUGAGCAAUAUUGAAGAGAGACUCUUUGUUGGAAGUUUUGAAUUUACCCAUUUAAUUUCUCGAUCUGAAUUUGAGAGAAUGUUUCGCACCUCUUCAACAACAAGAAAUCCAUCGUCAACAACAACAACCACCUUGGAAGAUGAUCACCACACGAAUACACUUAUUGUCCAAACCAACUCACAAGUUUCACACAAGAAAACAUCCAUUGUUGACAUUGAAACCAUCUUUAUGCAUCAUCCAAAGAAUGCUCCACACUUACCAAAACAAAUCUAUGAAUACACCUUCAAGAUUGUAUUCAAUCAUUCGACAAAGGAAUAUGAAUUGUUAGACAAUUCUGAACUAUUCAUCACACCAACUCAGAGUUUCAUGACAAAUCAUGACGAACAUGAUAACCGUCGUCAUGAACUCUGUUUGUUGCAUCACCAAUUGAAUCCAGUGACUGCUCAGAGAAAUAUGUGUGGAUUAAAUUCAGAACGGGAUCAUCCAGAGAGAUCCAUUCAAUGGUUUCAUGCAUUGGAAAUUCAUCGAGUUGCAACGUUUGACCUGAUUGAAUUCCAAUUUCAAAGAUUUUAA
Naegleria fowleri is the source of this 2586-nucleotide messenger RNA. RefSeq lists its product as uncharacterized. The coding region runs from base 1 to 2586 and encodes 861 amino acids. The transcript has a single exon. Lineage: Eukaryota; Heterolobosea; Eutetramitea; Acrasida; Naegleriidae. The record is from RefSeq and is a predicted model, not a curated record.